Styela clava is the source of this 3506-nucleotide messenger RNA. Its product is annotated as copine-8-like. The record is from RefSeq and is a predicted model, not a curated record. Lineage: Eukaryota; Metazoa; Chordata; Ascidiacea; Stolidobranchia; Styelidae. Gene Ontology annotation, biological process: cellular response to calcium ion. Gene Ontology annotation, cellular component: plasma membrane. Gene Ontology annotation, molecular function: calcium-dependent phospholipid binding.
AUCAGUAUAUACAUAUUACAGUAUUAUUAUAAACUAUGGCAUAUGGCGGCCAACCUCCUCCUCAAUACACUGCUUCUCCAGCAUCAUAUCCAAGUAAUGGAGCAUCAGCUACAUUCACACCUUCGUUUUCAAAUGACGCAAGCUGGAAUUCACAACCUGUUCAUUCAGUUGAACUUGCUAUCUCUUGCAGAGGUUUGAUUGAUGCAGAUGUGUUUUCAAAGUCAGAUCCAAUGGUUGUAAUGUAUAUUCAAGGCCUUGGUACUAAAGAAUGGAGAGAGUACGGCAGAACCGAGACAAUUCAGAACACUUUGAAUCCUGAUUUUGUGACCAAAUUUGUGAUUGAUUACUUUUUUGAAGAAAGGCAAGCUCUGAGAUUUGAUGUAUUCGAUAUUGAUUCAAAAAGUGCGAAGUUGACAAAACAUGACUUUCUAGGUCAAGUUUUUUGCACACUUGGGGAAAUCGUCGGAAGUCCAGGAAGCAAAUUUCAGGCACCAUUGAAGAUUGAAUCGAGAACAAAAGGAAAGAUCAUUGUCACAGCUGAGGAAUUAGAUUCAUCUAAAGAUGUUGCCUUCAUGGAAUGGAAUGGAAAAAAGUUGGACAAGAAAGAUUUGUUCGGGAAAUCUGAUCCGUUUAUGGUGUUUUGUAGAUGCAAUGAAGACAACAGUUUCACAGUUUGUCACAAGACUGAGGUUAUAAAAAAUACAUUAAAUCCAACUUGGAAAAGGAUGCAAGUUCCUGUAAGAACUUUAUGCAAUGGAGAUUUGGAAAGAACAAUUAAAAUUGAAAUUUAUGAUUGGGAUAGAGAUGGAGGACAUGAUUUAAUCGGAAUAUUUACAACCAGUUUGAGCAGAUUGAUGAGAGGACCUUGUAUUGAAAACACCUAUGAGUGCAUCAAUCCAAAAAAGAAGAAGAAAAAGAAAAGUUACAAACACUCUGGCCUUGUCAAUUUACUGAGUUUUCGAAUUGAAAAACAACCAACAUUUCUUGAGUAUAUUCGUUCUGGAACUGAAUUAAGUUUUGUUGUUGCAAUCGACUUCACAGCAUCAAAUGGAAAUCCAAUGAAUCCUAAUUCACUUCAUUAUAUCAAUCCAUAUCAACCAAACCAGUAUGCUUUUGCAAUUCAAGCUGUUGGUGAAAUUAUUCAAGAUUAUGAUACAGACAAGUUAUUUCCAGCAUACGGAUUUGGAGCAAGACUUCCACCUCACGGACAAGUAUCUCAUGAAUUCGCUAUUAACUUUAACCCCCAAAACCCCUUUUGCAACGGUAUCCAAGGUGUGAUGGAAUCUUAUCAAAGCUGUAUAAGAAAAGUUCAGUUAUAUGGACCGACUAAUUUUUCACCGAUUAUCAGAAGCGUUUCUUCAAUGGCUGCACGAGUAACAGAUGCUUCACAAUAUUUUAUUUUAUUGAUGAUUACAGACGGUGUUAUAUCUGACAUGGGAGCAACCCGUGAAGCCAUAGUUCAAGCUGCUAGGUUACCUAUGUCCAUCAUUAUUGUUGGCGUUGGUAACGACGAUUUUGAAGCCAUGGAAGAGCUUGAUGGCGACACCGUACGACUGUCAUACCGAGGUGUUGAAGCUGAACGCGACAUUGUGCAGUUUGUCCCGUUUCGAGACUACAUGGCUCAAGGAAAUAGAAAUCAAAUUUUGAGUCAAGCUAGACUUGCAAAAGAUGUUUUAGCUGAAAUUCCUGAUCAAUUCGUCGGAUACAUGAAGAAGAGAAAUUUAAAGCCAGGACCACCGCCUCCAUCUUAUACUCCUCGCUGAUAUACAGACCGAUAAGAAGUGACACGAGGAUAGAAGGAGCGUUAUCAUAUAGAAUUCCGCGUCUGCUCGGAAGAUUUCAAAUGAGAGCUGCAUUGUGCAGAGCUGUAAAAAGCUUUAUCACCUUGAAUACCAAGUCUCAACUAGUUUUGAAAAACCAUUCACAGCCAUGAAUACAAAAAUCCAGACAAGGAAUAUUUUCUCAAACGCUCUAUCGACAACUGUAAGGGCAGAAACGCCAGUAAUUGCGCCGUUAUUAGAUGUGGUAAUACCUAAAGUUCCUAUUUCUGUCUAUAUCAUUUUAUACCGAUGUUUUAUUUCUUGUAAAACAGUAGCUUGGAAGUUUAUGUGUAUUGAAUAUAGUAAAUAUAUUGAGUUCUUGCAAGGCGCUUCCAGUUGGCUCUUAUUAUUGCAACGACAAACUAAUUUACAACUGUUGUUGUUAUAAUUGCUUCCACUUAUAAAUCAAUACUCUAACGCAAAAGUUUUAUCAGCGUUAGCGUUGUCCACUGAGUUUCUAAGUCUUUGUUUCAGGUACAAAACUCUACACAGUGUGGAAGAUGUCAUAAUACUUUUUAUUGAUGUUAAGAUCACCUAUCUUUCUUUUUCUAUAACUAGUUCACAAUGAUCAUUUUUAUAUUUUAUUAAAUCAAUUUUGUUCAAUAUUUGCAAAUUUGAAUUGAAUCCCAGGUAAGAUAUUUUUUGUUUGCAUACAAUUUUAUUUCUUGAUUUUUUGCAAGUACAAACAGCAAAGAGUGCAAAACAGCGAUUUUGCAAGGGUACAAACAGCCAACAAGCGUUUUUUGUUAUUUUCAUUUUAAAAUUACGCGAAGAUAAAUACGAUACUCAUAAUGAUAUGAAUAAAAAUUAAACAAAUAAAUGUUAACUGAUUUAUGCCAAUCACUUACUUGCCUCGAACAAUGGCAGCACGAGAUCAACUAUAUCUGCGAAAUUUAACGGUCUUUAUUGUAAAAUCUUCGCAUCGCUCUUUUCAUCUCGAAAAUUGUUCAGCAUAGAAACUUUUUUUUUCAUUUUCCAACGCCCUCAAGGAACUGUCUUAUUUGUGACCCCAAAUAUUCACUGAGACGUAAGACUUGUCAAAAUCGGCAUAACCUCACACCGCCUCCUAUAGACAUCAUACAUAAAUCUGCUUCUAUAAUUCGAAAUAUCUGUAUAGAGCAUUCUCAUUACGAUAUCCAUGCGUCUAUUUUGAUAUAUAUUUUACUCUUAUUACGGCAUCGUAUCGUCGUAGGCCACGAAUUUUUGCCUUUUAAUAAUUGUGUACCUUAGCUCAUAUGUAUGCGCUGCCUGUGUUUUAUAUUUGUGGCAAUUCAUUGUUAUUUUAACGCAAAGCUGUAAUAUUGUAAUGAGUUUUAGGUGUUGUUACAGCUUUUUUUUUAAUUUCACUAUAUCCAUUUGGUACGAUUCACUUUUUAGAGAUGUAGAUAUUUUUGAAAAUAGCAUAAAUAGUGGCUUUGGGUCUUUGAUACAUACGAAUACAAGCCUAAUCAUCAUUCUGGUCAACUUUAUAUUGUUGUAUAUUCCCUUUGAAUCAACCCUAAUGUAUAUAAAGUACCUUCUCGGACUUCUUUUUUUAAAAAAUUUUAAUCGCAAUGUUUCAGCUUAUUAUUAUUCAUUAUUGUGUAUAAUUUUUUUUUUUUAUCAUGUAAUGCUCUUCCAUAACGUUCCUUGAAAUAUCAUAUUUUUUGUUAAUAAAAUAACUUUUUGCUAUUCCAGCAGUCAACU